This is a messenger RNA of Suillus clintonianus, 1733 nucleotides long. Its product is annotated as putative serine esterase-domain-containing protein. The record is from RefSeq and is a predicted model, not a curated record. The transcript has 6 exons. Bases 232 to 1572 code for a protein of 446 amino acids. Lineage: Eukaryota; Fungi; Basidiomycota; Agaricomycetes; Boletales; Suillaceae.
UGCCGUGCAUGCGUCAGCUUUUGCGACUGUGGCGCAGCACCAACUGCCGCCGGCCGGUGACGCGGUCUUGACACCCACGGCGUAGACGAUACUAAGCUCAUUCCGCAUGGCAUGAGGUCCACGUAUUUAUAAGUCUCCAUUCCCUUGCUGUUGUCUUACUGUAUUUCUCUUGCUGUAUAUCAAGCCACUAAACCCGGGACCGCAUCGCCUAACCGUUCCAACUACCCGGUCAUGCCAGACGUCCAUCUGCUUGUCCUUAUCCAUGGAAUGUGGGGAAAUCCCUCUCACCUUGCUCAUGCGAAAAAAAUCAUCCAAGAGGUGAAGGGCGAAGUCGAAGACAGCAACAUCAAGCUUGAAGUUCUUGUCGCUGAGACCAAUAAGGAUGAAUCCACAUAUGACGGAAUCGACUGGGGAGGUGAAAGAGUGGCCGAAGAGAUUCGACAGAAAACCGCGGACCUGGAGAAGGAAGGUCGGAAGGUGACUCGCUUCUCGGUCACCGGUUAUAGUCUUGGCGGCCUGGUUGCCCGCUAUGUCAUUGGUGUCCUUCACCAGUCGAAGUUUUUCGAGACGGUGCAACCAGUGAAUUUUAACACGUUGACUACCCCACACAUCGGCAUACCCAGGUUCUCUUCAACAUUCUCCUCGAUAUCCGCAUUUCUGGGACCAAAGCUUCUUUCCCGUUCGGGCGAGCAGUUCUUCUGCGUCGAUAAAUGGUCUCCACGAGGAAGGCCACUUAUAGAGGUGCUUGCUGAUCCUGAUCGCAUCUUUUAUCAAGCAUUGCUAUUAUUUCCCAAUAUUAGAAUUUAUGCCAAUGCCAUCAAUGACUUGACUGUACCAUACGUCACUUCCAGCAUCAGCGCCGAAGACCCCUUCGGCGAGUACGAGAAGAACGGGAUCAAAAUUGAUUUUGACGAGAAGUACAAAAACGUCAUCAAAUCUUAUUCGGUGCCUCCUUUAUCGUCUGUGACCGCGGCAGAGCCGCGAAGCUGGUUUUCGACUAUCCGUAACUCGCGCCCGUUAUUACCUCCCCUUUUCCAAAGAAACUUUCCUUUGAACUUGGCCAUCUAUACCCUCCUACCAAUCCUCUUCCCGACGUUUAUCUGCCUUGCUCUCAUCCGCCUAUCGUUUCAGUCGCACCAGUCUCGUGGUCGACUAAGGCACCUUGAAGCGGAUUCAGCCCGAGACAAACUUAUUCACAUCAUCGGGAAACUGGAGAGCGAGCUUGAAAGCGUCGCAGUUGAUUUAUACGAUGAUCCCGCUGGCACUCCCAUCGCUGCAUCGCCGAUACCUGAUACUGACCCUGCUGAUAAGACCAACUCCGCUGCGCCUACGAAAGGAAAAGAAAAGAAGUCACGAUCAAAGCCGCCUCCAUACCAACCUUUGUUGACACCCGGUCAACUUCAGUGCAUAGAGACUCUCAACAAGAUACCGCAGUUGAAGAAAGAGCGAGCUUUCUUUGAGGGUGUACGCAAUUCUCAUGCAAUAAUAGUCUGUCGUGACCCCAAGUUGUUCAAGCAUCAUUUAGAGGGCGAGGGCGUGUUACGACAUUGGGCGGAUCACUUCGAGCUGUAGCUUUUAUUGUGUUCUCGUUGUAUUGGUUACUUAUAAGUUACAGGUAGAGGGCAUUUACAGAGACAAUACUAUCGACUUAAUAGAUUUACGCUCGUGAUGGUGCGUCACAGCAUGCUGUUGUUCGGGAGCUUUUAAUUUUAUAAUUCUUUGUCUUGUGACUU